Messenger RNA from Aspergillus lentulus, 1317 nucleotides. Its product is annotated as putative GATA transcription factor (AreB). Gene Ontology annotation, cellular component: nucleus. The record is from RefSeq and is a predicted model, not a curated record. Lineage: Eukaryota; Fungi; Ascomycota; Eurotiomycetes; Eurotiales; Aspergillaceae. Gene Ontology annotation, biological process: positive regulation of transcription by RNA polymerase II; negative regulation of transcription by RNA polymerase II. Gene Ontology annotation, molecular function: RNA polymerase II cis-regulatory region sequence-specific DNA binding; DNA-binding transcription factor activity, RNA polymerase II-specific; zinc ion binding.
AUGCAAAUCUUUAAUACUCCCUACACGGUGGCUUCAAUUCUUUUCCGGGCGUCGCCCAUCGACCCAGCCCUCCAUCCUUCGUCUCCGCCUGCUCCCCAGACCCACGAUCUUGCCAGCUACAACCGUACCACUUCCAUUGACGAUCAAUCUACGUCUCAGCAACCGGGAGCGGAUGCUAUAGCGGAGCAAUCAAACUAUAGCCUCGACACCUACAACGGAAUUGGGAGCAGUUUCCCAGGUCCCAACUCUCUUGGUCCUUCUCUUCCGGGUCUCUCUGCGCUGGCUUCAGUCGCGUCUGCUCCAACAUCUAAUCUGCGUGCCUCCAACAGCGAUGCAAAGUUACCCAUGGCCAACAUGACUUACGCAACUUCUUCCCCCGCAGCCAUGACUGGUGGACAAGGCAAUAAUCCACCUGUCUGCCAGAAUUGUGGUACCUCGACCACGCCGCUCUGGCGAAGAGAUGAACUCGGCUCGGUCCUUUGCAACGCUUGUGGCUUGUUUCUCAAGUUGCAUGGCCGCCCUCGUCCGAUAAGCCUAAAGACUGAUGUGAUUAAGAGUCGCAAUAGAGUCAAGACCGCCGGUCAAGGCCCUAAGCGUAAGUCAAGCAGUGCUGUAGAUGCGAAUGGUCUUCCGACAUCGAGGUCCGAAGACGGCACACCACCUCUGGGGUCGCAGGGUUAUCGUCGCGCAUCGCGAAAGACGUCGCCGGGCCAUUCGGAUCGGUCCAAUUCACCAGUGUCCCGGACUGACACUCCCGGAGUUUCUGCCUUGCAACAACAGCAACAUCAACACACCUCGAACAUUGCGCCCCAGCACAUGUUCGACAGCGUCACACUCGCCGACCAUACUCUGAAUCCGCCCAAUGGCAUCACCUCCCUUCAGCUGCAUCAACCGUCUCCCACAUCGACCUCCGCGGCAGCGGUAGACCGUCAUGCCGAUGCGCCGCAGACAUACGAGGGACUCCUUGCAGCAAAUGCAUCAUUGAAAACGCGCGUGAGCGAAUUGGAACUCAUCAAUGGGCUUUUUCGGGGCCGCGUUGCGGAGCUCGAACAGAGCGACGCGACCGCGCGCCGGUCCGAGAUGAUCGUCCGCGAUUCGGAAGCGCGUCUUCGUCGGUCUCUCGAAGAAGCGCAGCGUCGAGAAGAAGAGCUCAAAAGACGCGUGAGUGACCUUGAGCGGCAGUUAGCCGACCAGGCCAACUUGAACAGUUCGGCGAACAACGACAGCCCCGGCGAACCCCUGUCCAAAAAAAUAAGGUUGUCCGACAUGGUAGAACAGUCGUCCGCAUCGCCAACGAAGUCGCCGAAGAGCAUAUAA